Cheilinus undulatus (humphead wrasse) is the source of this 7125-nucleotide messenger RNA. RefSeq names its product zinc finger and BTB domain containing 18 (gene zbtb18). The record is from RefSeq and is a predicted model, not a curated record. Gene Ontology annotation, cellular component: nucleus. The coding region runs from base 2224 to 3954 and encodes 576 amino acids. The transcript has 2 exons. Gene Ontology annotation, molecular function: DNA-binding transcription factor activity, RNA polymerase II-specific; protein binding; RNA polymerase II cis-regulatory region sequence-specific DNA binding. NCBI's taxonomy places the organism in Eukaryota, Metazoa, Chordata, Actinopteri, Labriformes, Labridae. Gene Ontology annotation, biological process: regulation of transcription by RNA polymerase II.
UCUAAUUCCGGAGUCCGAUUAAAGGAGGCUCAGGAGAGGGAGAUAGGGUGGGUUAUGGAGGGGAAAAAGUAGCUAAACCUUCCUUAGCAUGACUGUGUUGUCACCUCGCACUAAUAGUUGCCAUGUUAGCUCUCCCUCCGCGGUGUUUUAGCAGCUGUUGUCAUAGCACCGGGGCCUUCCGAACAACUGUAAAUAGCUCAAUAAUGUAGCCUCUUCGCCUUACUUUUGUUAGCCAUGAACGGGCUAUAGCUAGCUGCGUGGGUCAGUGUGUCGCCGUGCUUCUCUUUUUCCCUCUUUGUUUGUCAUGUCAUCCUCUAAGAAAUUAACAGCACUCUUGUUUACUUUUAUUUCAGUUACAUUGCUUAUCAGCCGUAACAUUACUUUGACUUUUUAUGCUAAUUUCCUCGUGGAGCACGCGCUACAAAUAGUCACUUCAGUUGCCAAUUUUAGACUGCUUUAAAUUAAGUGAAGGGGGUAAUGGUGCAAUUUAUAACCAACUUAUUGUGUUAAAUACAUACUUUUGUGACUUUAUGUGUUGGAUAAAGCGCGGUCAAUGUCUUUUUAAAAGAAUUGAAUAAAGCAGAUGGUAAAGUAAGACCAACACGACACGACUUUGUAACGUCUUUCAAUUUAACUUAAGUCCUUAUACUUAGUGAAGUGCAAGACGAAUUAAUGCGGGGGGGUUAUCAAACAUAAAAAAGUACAACACUAAACGUUUACGAAGUAAUACUUUCAUCACCGCUGCAUUGGAAAACAAGAAAGGUUGACUUAACCUGCCCUUUAAGCAUUUUAAAGACGUGCUAUUCGUCGUUCAUAGUUAAAAAGUAGAACUUAAAUUGAUAAUAGUUUGUUAGACGUUUCUCUCAUAAACUGCAGAUUAGUUUGCAAAUGUUUUUUAUAAAUCUCUUGUAACACUGUGUCUUUCACAGCACAAUUUGUGUCAUGUGUGUGCUUUGUUUUGCGACUUUUAUUACUCUUUUACGAUAAGACGUUUAAAUAAACUCACAUAGCUUUGUUCCUGUACUCGCACCUGUAUUUAAUACCUGCAGUGUCACGCGGACACUUUCCCCUCAAACGAAAGUGAAAUUAUAAAGUUGUAAUAACUCUCUCCACGGCUUAUUUAGGCUUGUAUACCUUUUGUUAAGGAUUUGAACUCAUAGCUUCUUUCUUUAUGACUUGUCCCCAUUGUUUCCCCAUUUCAUUUUUUGUUCCUGUCAGUAAUUCUUAGGGGUCUGAAAAGGGGGGGUUAUGGCUGGAUGAAUGAAUGAAUGAGUGACUGAAUGAAUGCAAGAGGAGGCAGCAGCGCUGAACCGUAAAGAAGUGGAAAACAAUAUCAGCUGCGUGCGUCUGUCAGUUGCAAAUGUGCUGUGUUGGCCUUUGUUUAUGGUUACUGGAAGGAGACAGACAGAGAGAGAGAGACGGGGAAGUAUUCAAGCAUUUCAGAAUUCUUUAAAAAGUUUUCACUCAGAACCUCUGUAAAUUCUCUAACUUUCCCUCUUCCCUGAUAGUUUAGGGUAGCAGUAGGUGGCUGUGGUGAUUUUGUGAGCAAACUCUGUUUUUCCACAUGCCAAAUCAGCAUCCCACUGCAUUUAAUAGACCCAGAGUUUAUUUCCCAGAGAGAGAACGGCGGAGAAAAAGGAGACAAAGUUGCGUGGUGUUGGUGUUGGUAGAAUGAAAGAGGAGUCUGGUGGCAGGAGUGUAGAGGAGGCAGCAUAUGGCUGUAGAAAGAGCACAGCUGGAGGUAGCAUCUCCAUCUGAGGAUGAUGUCAGAGCAGCUGACAGGCUGCCAUCCACCCCACCUCCUCCUCCUCCUCCAUCCCUCCACCGCCUCCACCCCUCCCCAGUCCUUUAUUGUGAGUCUCAGCGGCAGCCUGGGAGAGUUAGUGCUGUUUGUGUGUGUAUCUGUGUGCACGCUGUCUAUGUGUGUGUGUGUUAGUGGCUGCCGAUCAGCGCCAGUUAGGAGGAGGAGGAGGGAGGUGGUAUCUCGUUCCCCCUCCAACAUCUCCUCCACUUUGCAUCUGUCCCUCGCAGUUUGAACAGCGUGUUUUCUUUUUGUUUUUUUUUUCCGCUUGCCUCCCUCUUCUUCUUCUCCUCUCCUCUUCUACCCACUCAUUGAUUCAGAGAGAGCAAGCGAGGAAGAGAAAGAGCAAGAAAGAAAGAGAGAGAGAAAUACACGCAGCCAGAGAGCCCAGCUAUUCUGCUACAGUGGAGUUAAUCAAGUUGAUGCAUACUGCUGCAGGUUAUGAGGACGGCAGGAUGGAGUUCCCAGACCACAGCAGACAUUUACUCCAGUGUCUGAGUGAGCAGAGGCACCAGGGCUUCCUGUGUGACUCCACGGUGCUGGUGGGAGAUGCACAGUUCCGGGCCCACCGUGCUGUGCUGGCCUCCUGCAGCAUGUACUUUCACCUGUUCUACAAGGACCAGCUGGACAAGAGAGACAUAGUACACCUCAACAGUGACAUUGUCACAGCCCCUGCCUUUUCCCUGCUUCUGGAGUUCAUGUAUGAGGGCAAGCUGCAGUUCCAGGACCUUCCCGUAGAGGAUGUGCUGGCAGCGGCCAGCUAUCUGCACAUGUAUGACAUUGUCAAGGUGUGUAAGAAACGUUUGAAGCAGAAGGCCACGGCUGAGGCAGACAGUACGCGCAGAGAGGACGACGGAGGGUCCAGCUGUUCUGAUAAGGCUGAUAGUCUAUCAGACGGUUCCCCGGGCCGGCCGGCCACAGCCGACCUGCUGCACAGCGAUGAAGAUGAGGAGGGGAAGGCUGAAGGAGGACCACUGUGGCUGAGGUUGCCAGCUGCAGACAGACCAGGGACACCAGCAAUGGCUACCACCAGCCCAGGACACGGCGAGGCCGAGAUGCAGGGUGGGGAAAGGCUGGGGGAGGGAGGUAAGCUGCUCUCUCCGGCUGGCAGUCCCACCAGCUCCACCGGAUCCCUCUCACAAAGAUCCCACCGGUCUGUGAGCUCUCGUGGAGGGCACAGGGGCAGGAGUGUGUCAAAUGAUGCCGCUGACUGUGUCCUGGAUCUGUCGGUCAAACCGAUUGCUGGUAGCAACCACAGUAACCACCACCAGUCCUAUUUCAGUGGGGCGGCUACACCAGACAGUCUCCAAAGCCCAUUGGCUGUUAGGGUGAAGGUGGAGAGGGGUGUGGCUUCAGAUGAGGAAGAGGAACUGGGAGGUGGGGACUAUGACAUGGAGCACAGUGGCAUUACCAAGGCCACCAUCCCCAGCGCCAACGGGGGCCUGACCCACCACGGGGUUGGAGGGCCCCUGUCGGCCCAGAGGAGGCUAGGCCUGGAGGCUCACCUGUCCGCACUGCGAGAGGCGUCUCUGGCCUCCGAACUGGAGCGGGAGGAGAAGCCUUCGGCCACAGCAGACGAUGAGGACAUACUGGGGGGUGAAAAUGAGCGUGCGCAGGCUGAGGCGGCCAGCAUGGAUAGCUCCCUGCUGCCCUACGUCUCCAACAUGCUGUCAGCUCAACACACCCAGAUCUUCAUGUGCCCGCUGUGUAACAAGGUUUUCCCCUCCCCGCACAUCCUCCAGCUCCACCUUAGCUCCCACUUCAGGGAGCAGGAGGGCAUCCGCUCCAAGCCUGCCGGAGACGUCAAUGUGCCCACCUGCACCAUCUGCAGCAAGACCUUCUCCUGCAUGUAUACGCUGAAGCGCCACGAGCGGACACACUCUGGUGAGAAACCAUACACCUGCACCACCUGUGGCAAGAGCUUCCAAUACUCACACAACCUCAGUCGCCACGCAGUGGUGCACACGCGUGAGAAGCCACACGCUUGCAAAUGGUGUGAGCGGCGUUUCACGCAGUCCGGGGACCUCUAUCGACACAUUCGUAAAUUCCAUUGCGAACUAGUCAACUCACUGUCAGUGAAAAGUGAACCACUGGCGCUGCCCAAUGUCAGGGAUUGGGCAAUCGAGGACAGCUCCCAGGAACUUUGGAAGUAGAAUCUGACUGCAGGAUUUGAUAAAGGGAAAGAGAGCAAGAGAAAGAAGGGAAAAAGAGGCAUGGGGAGGUGAAAGGGAGGUGGCAAAAUGAUAUUCUGGGUUCAAGUGAGUCAUGUUCUUGUGUGUCGCAAAAUCUCAUUCAAUUGCACUUUAAUAGCACAUGAAAAUGUUACUACUGAGUUUUUUGUUGUUGCUGUUUGGGGUAAUUUUAUUUCUAUUUUAUUCUGAACUCUUAUUUUUAUUUGGCAUAAGUUCUGUUUGGUGGUUUUGAUUGCGUCUGAGGACAUGGGAGAAUGUCUCGCCUUUUUGAAGAGUUUUCACUCUGUUUGUGUUUCAUCUCAGACACAACACUCCGACGCUGGCCAGCGUAUCGGUCCCAGAUCCACAGACAGCAAACACCACUGCAGGAGUUCAGGUCGAACACACUGAAGUGAAAAAGCAUUACAAUACACUAAACGGGUACUGUGAUCACUGCAAGUCAAUUCCUCCACAUUCACACAGUUUUGAAAACGUGUGUGUGCGUGGCGAUGCUGCACUACUCUGGCAAAAAUUUCACCUGACGUGCGUGAGUGUAUGUGUGUAUGUGUGUGUGUGUUUUCGUGUAUUAAUUUUUAUUUUCUAUUGGCAUGGAGGUGUCGUUGGCGAAGCGCUCCCCGCUUCUCGUUAAGCUCUUUGCUGUUGUGUGUUCAGGGUAAAGCUGACUGACUGACAGACUAACUGAUGGCACUCAUGCAAUGCACAGCCUCCUUUUUUUACUUCCAAUCAAUCUGAAGUAUUUUCUAAAAAUAAAAAGACCUUUACAAAUUAUUAUAAUAAUUAUUAUUAUUGUUAUUAGAUUUUUUUUCUUAAAUGUAGCUGGCAGUCUUUAAACAUCUCUUGUUGAAAAGGUAUUUAAUUUAAAGUUGUUGUAUAUUGUUCUGCAAUAGUUUUAGAACUUAAAUCCGUUACAUUUUUUUAAAUUAAUGAUUAUUAUUAUUAUUAUUAUAAUUUUGUUACUUUUUGUAAUGGGACCUGCUGUUGUUGCAUGAAGUCCAAACCUGUAUAUUUUAAAAUAGAAAUGUGAAUUUGCUGUAUUACUGUACACAUUGUAAUUGAUCAAAUAUUUGACAAUGGGCUUUCUUUUUCCUUUUUUUGUGAAUACUACUCCAGGGUGCGGUCUGUUGAAAAACUGAAUAUUAUUCCCAAACUUUGGGGAAAAUGCAUGAAAAUUUGAUUUUGUCUUAAACCUUUUAAGUUGUGUUUUUUUUUACAUCAGUGGGGAAACAUUUGAAUGGAACACUUUUAACAGUGAAAAGUUUUUAUUUCUAUUGGUCGUAGGUCUGUCGCUGGGCUCCUAGAAGAAUGUUACCGAAUGUGUUUCUGUCGGAUGUUGAAGCGAUAAGAUGAAGCAUUUUUAAACCUGUGUCUUUAUGCACUGAUCUCUCUGCUGUGUAUGUUUAUGGUGUGCGUGUUUGUGUGUUUAUGAGUGCGUGGUUUGGUUAGUACUGGUCAAUUUAACCUACUGAAGAUCAACAUCCACCCAGCUCUUCCUCCUCCUGCUCCUCCUCAGGCGUUAAACUUGCCCACUGCUGUAUGCUUGUUCUCUAUCUCUCAUUUCUCCGUCCCCUCCAGCUCCAGACAUAGGCGAGCCACUUUUGAAAAUAUAUUUUCUUCUCAUUUCGCACGACUUAUUUCAGGUGCGUUGAGCGCGGUGUUGUGGCUCUGGUUCUGUAAAUAACGGAGAAGAGAGAGAACAAGGAGAGAGGCUGGAGCUUCGCUGUCCUGCUGAAAGUUUAAAGGCCAGAUAUCUUUGUCUCACAUUUUGAGCCAAGCUGUGCUGAGCUGAAUUGGGCUGUUCUGCUUUAAAACAAACCACCCAAAUUGGCUCAGUGUUUUUCACAUUAGGUGUGAAUCCGAUAAUAUGUUUGCGUGUGUGUGUUUUCAGUUUAAAACAUACUCCUUCAAUGAGUUAGACGGGAGAGAAUUGGCAUGCCUAAAUGCACCUUUUUAUGCUAAAAUACAUGAAAUCAGAUUUUUUGCUUAAAAGAAGCCUUUAUUAAUGAAACAUUUCUGACGCUAUGGAAGUAUUUGAUACUGUAGUGCAUUGGGAAAUAGCUGUUUAAAAUCAUGUAUAAAUUCAUUAAUUUUAUUGAAUUUACCAGAAAAUGAUGUCUUAUUAUAUUUUGAUUAUGUGAUUGGAAGAAAUUUAUUUUGCUUUUUUGUAUGUGGAUGUUUGGGUCGGGGCUUCACCAGUUUAAUUACCGUCAAAAGAAAAAAGAAAUCACAUCUCUGCGUCUCAAUUUUCUUGUUAGUAUUUCAAAAUAAUGGUCAAGCGUUUAUACAAUCCAAGAACCUUUGACACAGAGAUAAACGUAAACGCUCCACAUUUCCCCUCACUAAGAUGUGUGCAUACGAAUGUGUGCACGCCCUCACUGAUGUGCAUGUGGUGGGUGGGGUGCAUGUAUGUGCCAUCCUGUCAUCUGGUGGCACCUACGGGCUCUGCCAGUCCAACAGUGCGCGGCAGUUUGCAACGCAUCUUUUUUUUUUUUUUUUUUUUCCCCUCCGCAAAACGUUAUUUCUUCACUGGCAACUGGCAGCAUCUCUGCAUAUGGGCUCAAUCCAUCCUGCUGUUGUUUUCAUCAUUACUGCUUUACUGCUGUUUUUUUCCUCUGGUUGUACUUGACCGCCUUAAACUGCUGUAGGCUCUUUUUUUUAAUCUUAUUUUUGAAGUGUGAGUGUGGGGUGGAGUUGUGGGAGCAAGACGCUGUGAAGUAGCCACCCUGAUAAAAACAUCUCAAUUUUUUUGCUGUGCUUACUUGAAAACAAAGGGGGUGAUUUUUUAAAAAAACAAAUUAUAAACUAAAAUGUUCAAAUGUCAUAGACAGUUUAUGGAAAGGCAGACUUGAGGGUGGGUGGGGGACUUAAAAUGACUAAGUCUGUUUUGAAAAAGGACAAUCACUGUCUGGGAAAUAAACAAGCAGAUUUCAAUUAAAAUCUAUUUGCUCCCCGUUGAGAUUAAACAUUUCUUUUGAUUUUAUUUGACAUUCCUUUUUUUCAGAUUUAGUCAUUUUUAGCUUUGACAAUCAUAGUUGGGUUGAUUUUUGUUUUUUACUCAAGGGGAGUAAAAUCUAAUUGUGUUUAGUUUUGUAAUUUUUUGGUGUGCUGUUGUUGACAUUUUUAAAUUGUGUGCAA